Messenger RNA from Prunus mume (Japanese apricot), 1659 nucleotides. RefSeq lists its product as uncharacterized. The record is from RefSeq and is a predicted model, not a curated record. NCBI's taxonomy places the organism in Eukaryota, Viridiplantae, Streptophyta, Magnoliopsida, Rosales, Rosaceae.
AUGGCUACUUCCCAUCCCAACGCUGACAUCGCCAACAACAACAUCUGCCCUUUAGUUGACCAAGAAAUACAGAUGUGCCCCUUAAUUCCCUCCACUGGCGACCCCUGCCUUGAUCUCUUUUCCAACUCCCUCAGAAGUACAUGGGAAAUAGAUACUAACCACUGCCUUAUAUAUCUGAAGCAAAUUCUUCCCUUGGCCUGGUCCCACAAUCCCCUUACCACUCUCAAGCUCAUCUUCAGCAACGAGCGUAAGUCAUUUUCUUACAGAAAGUUGGACACGGCUGUCUUUUGGCUCCUCCAGAACCACCCCAAGACUCUACUACGCAAUCUCCGCUCUAUUGCCGACUUGCCUGGGUCUUGGAAUUUGGAGACACUUGCCAAUCUUGUGCACAAGCUUUUAGUUUAUAAACGAGGCGGCAGAGACGACGAAGACUACGCUGCGCAUCUUCAUCCUAAGAGGUACGACCGUGACCCGGAUUAUAGGUUGUUACAUGACGGGGUUAUGGAUCUCUUGGUGGAGCUGUUAAAGUCUGAUAUCGACAAAAUGAAGCAGCACAAGCUGAAAAUGAAGCCGCUUACGGAUGGUGUCGAAGAAUUCGAGGCGGAUGAAAUUGAUGAUGGUUGUUUGGUAUCCGGGGCUGCAGAGUUAUGCACCAGAGACGACGACGAGUACAGAGCCAUUUUUCUGAAUGAAAGCAUUGCGAGGAGGCUUUUCCCUCCCGAAUCAGAUGUAUCAGAAGAGUGGGAACGGCUAAGGAAGGAUUUUUUGGUGCCCUUGACCAAUUACUACGAACGUCAAUUACACUUUACAAUCCGAGACGAGUGUGUGGUUAAGAAGUAUUUAAAGGAGGUGGAAGCAGGAGGGGGACGGAAUUUGAUAAAGCCGGAUGCUUUGCUUCCGGAUGAGAUUAUAAAAUAUGUAGGAGAUAAAUAUGAGGAUGUGAGGGAAGCGGCUGAGCUUCAGUGGAAGGCAAUGGUGGAGGACAUAAAGCAACAGCAAAAGCAGGGGAAGGGUUUGAGCAAACUCAAAAACUGCUUGGUGGUGGGCCCUUAUCCUGCAGACCAUUAUUCGAGCACAGAGGUGGGUUUGGUACUUUUUAUGUCUGAACUGAAUGAAGAGCCAUGGAAAGGGAAGUUGAUAAAAUACAGCGGUGGAAAAUAUCAGCUAGACUUGAUCCAAGGCCAUGAUCUCAAGUCCAAGAUGGAAUUUAUUAAGUGUGAACCAACGACGACACCCGCGAAGGUACGUAAUAUUCUGGAGGUGUUUGAUUUGAUUUUGGAGGUGGGUGUGAAUGAAAAUUUGAAGGCAGAGCAGAUGAUCAAGAAGGUUUUUGUGUUUACUGGGCUACACACACCUAAUGGUGGUCGCUCGGAGAUUGAGCAUGAGUUAUUGCGGGCCAAGUUUGAGGCAAUACGGAGCAAAUAUAAGGACAAAGGGUACGGGGAUGAUGCGGUGCCACACAUUCUGUUUUGCGAUGAUAAUCAACCGCACUGGAUUUGUACUAAACAUCCAGGCUUCACGCGGUUGGGUGGCUUUUGGAACUUAAACUACCACAUUUCCAAGUCCUUGUGGGAAAAUGGAGGGGAAAUUGGCAUGCACCAUGUCAUGGAUGCCGCCAUCGCUGACAAACAGUAUCAAGCUUUCUCUGUGUUCGAUUGA